Molecule: messenger RNA, 2097 nt
Organism: Topomyia yanbarensis
Lineage: Eukaryota; Metazoa; Arthropoda; Insecta; Diptera; Culicidae
Product: porphobilinogen deaminase
Exons: 3
Coding region: 322-1962 (546 amino acids)
Biological process (GO): heme biosynthetic process
Cellular component (GO): cytoplasm
Molecular function (GO): hydroxymethylbilane synthase activity
Source: RefSeq, a predicted model, not a curated record
ACACGCUGCAUGCAGCAUGAGAAGCAUAAAAAACCAUUCUGGAGAAUGAUAUGCUGAUUCCUCAAACUAAGUUCUAGGAAAUAUUUUGUGAGACAUUGCUGAGCUGGAUCAUCAAAAGUGUAUCAGAUAUCAGUAUGGAAGCCCUGUAAGUGACGAGCUGGAUCGUUAAGUAACAUCCAAAGGGGUGUUGAAUAGGCAGCAGUAGAUCUACUCAAACUUUCACCCCGUCAGUUGGAGAUCAGAUACAGAGGUCAAACACUAAAACUAGUAUAGUAUCAAUUGGUGAACGGCAGGCACGACAACUCGCCAGUAUCAAUUGCAAUGACGGGUGAAGAAACGAAGGGGAAAAUAAUUCGUGUUGGCUCGAGAAAGAGUGAGCUGGCACUGAUUCAAACGAAAUAUGUUAUUACAUGUCUACAAAAGCUCAACCCCGAUGUUGUAUAUGAAAUACAUACUAUGACAACGGUUGGCGAUCGAGUGCUGAACAAAUCGUUGCCGAAAAUCGGUGAAAAGUCUUUGUUUACCAAAGACCUGGAAGAUGCGCUACGCACUGGAGGCGUAGAUUUUGUUGUACACUCUCUGAAAGACCUUCCAACGACAUUGCCGAUCGGAAUGGCGAUCGGUGCCGUACUGGAGCGGGAGGAUCCUCGUGACGCUCUGGUGUUAAACGGAAAGCAUCGAGGAAAAACGUUAAAUACACUGCCGAAAGGGGCCGUCAUCGGAACAUCAUCUCUGCGAAGAUCUGCUCAACUAGCAAGAACUUAUCCCCAUUUGACGGUGUGUGACAUCCGCGGGAACUUGAACACUCGUCUGGCUAAGCUGGAUGCAGAAAGUUCCAAAUUUGCGGGCAUCAUUUUGGCCCAAGCAGGUCUAACAAGAAUGUCCUGGGACAAGCGGAUCGAUCAGACCAUUGAGCCUGCCGAGAUACUCUAUGCUGUGGGACAAGGUGCGUUAGCUGUCGAAUGUCGUUCCAAUGACGAAUAUAUUCUAGAAAUGUUGUACCAGCUCUGCCAUUUGGAUACUCAGUGUAGGAUUUUAGCCGAACGAAGUUUCUUGAAAACACUGGGAGGUGGAUGUAGUGCACCGGUUGCUGUUUGUACAAAUUUGAAACGGAAAAGAGAUUCCACAUUACUCAACAUUACGGGUGCUGUCUGGAGUUUGGACGGUAAAACAGAAUUACGAGCGGAAGAUGGUUGCUCGUUUCAAUUGCUUGAUACCGACGAACUAGAUUUAGAUAAUGGGAACACGCUUCCUGCAAAGAAAACUCGAAUUGCAGAGGAUGUGACCGACAAUGCUAUUGGUGCAAGUCUAUUGACACAAACAAACAUCACAGAAAAACAACGAAAGAGUCCGGAGAUUGUAGAUGAUUCCGAGCCUGGUUGUUCGCAAAUAGGAGAGUCGCUUGAUUUAGCAAAGUUCAUGGCCACUCACGGUGAUAUGUUCCAAAAGUGUCCUUUCUCUGGGGAGAAAAAAGGUUCAAAGGUAGAAAAUACGAUACAGGAAAAAGGACAAGGGGAUGCAAAGGACCUCAGCAUUUGCCCAAGCAGUGCAUUUCCAGUGGGAGUUGAUUUUAUGGGAGAUUGUCCAUAUGUCAGUACCGAACAAAAGGUAGAUCAAUCCGGCCAGGGUGCUCUUAAAUGUCCCAUCAGCGGAAAAUGGAUUAAUGCCAAGCAUGCGGAGCAACAGCCCCUUCAAGAAGCAAGUAUUGAUAAAUGUCCAUUUCUGACGCAACAAGCCAAGAUUCUAGAUUACAACGAGAAUCUACAGCGUGUUAUUGUGACACCUACUUUGGAGGAUAGCAGUGAGAUGCUUUUCUGCGGCAUGUUCCGCCACAAACCCGUUCGACGGGAUAUCUUUGAAUCGGCCGAAAGAUUAGGGCAACGCUUAGCGCAUGACCUGAUAUCGAAGGGUGCGUUGGACAUCAUGAAAUGCGCCCAAAACGAGAUACAUUCAAAGGUUUAGCAAUAUUUUUCUAUUCCUCAUUAGAUUAGUGAAAAUACUAUUGAAAAGGUGUUGUUACUGUUAGUGGUGUUUGUAUGAUCAGGUAUUCAGGGACCAUUUGAUGACAAUUAUUUAGGUACUAGAAAAAUCUUUUUU